CAGCAAGGGAAACACUGCAUCCUGGAUGUAUCAGCCAACGCUGUGCGCAGACUACAAGCAGCUCAGCUUCAUCCCAUCGCCAUCUUUGUCCGGCCCAAAUCACUGGAGAAUGUCCUAGAGAUCAACACUCGCCUGACGGAGGAACAGGCCAGGAAAGGAAUGGACCGAGCCCUCAAACUAGAACAAGACUUCAUAGAGUGUUUCUCGGCUGUCGUGGAAGGGGACAGCUUUGAAGAGGUCUAUCACAAAGUAAAGACAGUGAUCGAGGAGCAAUCAGGGCCUUACAUCUGGAUCCCCACCCGGGAGAGGCUGUGAUGCUGCACCCGCCCCAAACCACCCCCCUUUUCUCACAACCACCGACCGACAACCACCCUUCACCCCUCACGGCCAAGCCAGCCUCGCCUGCCUGUCUGUCCUCCAGCAAAGUCAGUGCUUAGGCAAUCACUGAGAAUGACACAGAGAGACAUACUACGACAAACACAGGAAGUGACACAGUGAGGCAAAGAACGAUACCAAAAAAGAGACUCUGAGACAGAUGUGAACACAGCGGUGUGUAAUUAGACUGAAAGAGACUUGAGAGAAAAGACUUAAUCAGUAUUCCACUUUAAUGAGGCAGGACUGAGCACUGAGGUCCCGUUCACACACAGCAUUAAAAUGCAUCUUGGCGACAAGUGGACAGCUCUAAAUACAGCUGCGACUGCACCCAAAACUGGGCACGCAAAUGUCCUGAACACAGUUGAUUUAGCGCUGCCAAACAACUUAGUGUGUGAUGUGUGUUUUCUCUGUUUAGAUGAAGUUAAAUGUGAAGCGAAAUCCGUUCAAGAGUGAUUACUGGAGAGAUUUUAGAUGCAUUCUGAUGCCAGGUGUGAACCGCAGUCCAUCUGGAGCUCAACACAGUCUGGAUAUAUCUGGACACAAGACAUUAGGGCUUGAAAAGAGAGUAGAGGGUGACCCAGCAGGGAUGGAAACCCGAGGUAGUAUUUAGACCACCUCACCCUCCAAACCAGUCUCGAGUCUCACGCCCCAUUUUAACACCUCGGCGUGCCUAUGUCUGAGGUGGAGGUGCCCGAAAAGACUCUGGCCCCUCUUUUUAUAUCACCUCCUGGCUUUCUCUCCUCCUCCUCCUCCUGUCAGCUCUGCCUUGUUUCAGGACAGGAAAGGGGGAGACUGAGAACGGGGCGCCCAGAUCCUGCUGAGUCCCUCUUGACGAGGAGUCUUUUCUCGGCAAAGAGUCCCUCCUUUUUUCUUGUGAAUCUCUUGGUUCUGAGCGUAAACUCAGAAAAACACCUCAGUGGCCAAGACUGACAUUUGCUCAAUCACCCAUGUGAGGCAUUAUUUAAAGGCAGUUCAAGUAAUUAUAAUGAUAAAAACUCAUAUGCUGAAUUUGUGCAUGCAUCCUCAAAGACAAUGGAGACAGGAGACGAAAACAAUGGAAAAUCAGACUUUAAAAAAAAGAAGAAAAUAUGAUAAAAAGUUAGGUAGAGUGUGUUCUCCUUCUCCACCUCCUUAUCGUGGAGGAGUUUUUAAGCAUGUCUCAUGAAAGAAGAAGAGAAGAGAGACACGGUCAUGAGAUAUGGUCAUGAGAGGCCGAACCUGAGCGCAAGUAGACGCUGUGAUCUACAGUUUAGCCUCUGCUCUCUUACGCACACACACUCACGCACCCACCCACACACAAACACACCCACACACUCUCACACACGCACACACACACAUGUAGAGUCGUAACCUCAGCUGUAACCUAGCACACUCCUCUACAGGGCGACUGGCUGUUCUGACCUGCUAGUCAGAAUCCAGGAUGAAUGUUAUCUCUCUAGGCACAAACAGCCGAGCUGUUAGCUUCAUCGCACCACAGCCGACUCACCGAUCACUCUUCCAAAAAGAAACCCCCCUCAGCCGCAGACGUACACACUGUUUCCAGUGGCCGCAGUAAAAGCCAUGGCGUGUGUGUGUGUGUGUGUGUCUGUGUGUGCUUGCAUGUAUGUGCGCGUGGGUCUCUGUGUGUGUGUGCGCAUACGUGCACAUCCAUGUGUGGAAACUCCGCUGUGUGGGAGGAAUGGGUCUUCUUUUAUUCUCUCUCUUCCACUUUUUCUCUGCUUCUUUCUCCCUCUUGUGUCCACACAAAUUAAAGCUAAGUUUAACAAAUAA
Molecule: messenger RNA, 2145 nt
Organism: Plectropomus leopardus (leopard coralgrouper)
Lineage: Eukaryota; Metazoa; Chordata; Actinopteri; Perciformes; Serranidae
Source: RefSeq, a predicted model, not a curated record